AGCUGUGGAAAGAGAUGUUUUAGACCACUAGACAUUUGCUUAAGCGAUGAACAACCUUUGGAGAUAGUGCUAAGCUGAAUUAUGGCCAACAGAUCUAAAACGACGCGUAAAUCGUAAUUCUGUUACAAUUCGAGUGAGGAAGGUUCUUCCUGCUGGUUUCCAUCAUCUGCGUCCAUGUUUAUCGAAGAUUGCUUUAUGUUUAUCUAACGUAAAAUGGCUGUUGAUGCUCUCCCUAAGCGUUAUGUCUUGUCUGGAAUGAUUUUCAUUGGAUUCUUUGUUAUGUCUGGGUUAAGAGUAAAUUUGAAUGUCGCUAUUGGUGCGAUGGUCAAUAAUCACACGGCUGUAGUAGAUGGAGAAACAAUCUGCAGGGAAGCGGAAUUCAAAUGGAAACCCGAACUGAAAGGAGUAAUUCUAGGAGCAUUUUAUUACGGUUACAUGGUGUUCCAAAUCCCAGGUGGAUGGCUGGCUCUACGAGUGGGUGGAGCUCGUCUGUUUGGGGCUGCUGUCAUGAUCGCCUCACUGUUUACUUUGUUGACUCCCAUGGCAACGCGCUGGAGCUCUUUUUCAUUAAUUAUAUUAAGAGUAUUAGAAGGCCUCGUGUUGGGUGUUUUAUUUCCUUGUAAUCACGCUAUGUGGAGUCGAUGGGCGCCUUCAGCUGAGAGAACAACUUUGGUGACGGUUUCAAUCACAGGAGCAAGUAUUGGAUACCUCCUCACUAUGCCUAUUACAGGCUUGCUGACCAAAUAUGGUUUUGAUGGGGGCUGGGCCUCUGUUUUUUACUGCUUUGGUGUGUUUGGUAUUGUAUGGUACAUUGUUUGGCUGAUGGUUGCCUACGAGUCUCCCACACUUCACCCGACCAUAUCAGAUGACGAGAGGUGUCUAAUACAAGAAACAGCACUGGACUUGUCCAAGGUAGAGAAGAUCGUAAUUCCUUGGAAAUCUAUUUUACUAUCGCCACCUGUGUGGGGAAUAAUUGCGGCCAACUUUGCAUUGGAUUGGGCAUUUUAUAUUUUGCUUAUUUCGAUGCCAACUUUUCUACUAGACGUCAUGAAAACAUCUAUCACCAGCAUGGGAUUCAUGGCUGCUGCCCCUUUUCUCGUCAAAGGUGUAUGUUCUCCAUUGUCUGGCUUAGCAGCAGAUAUGCUCAGAAGGAGCACGGUUUCCACAAAGAACGUUAGAAGAUUUUUUUACGCUGCUGGUGCUGUAGCGAGUGGGUUUUUAGUUCUCAUAGCUGGUUACUCUUUAAAUGUCACAGUGAUUGUUAUUUGCAUGAGUCUGGCGGGAUUGACUACGUCUUUAGCGUUCCCGGCAUACACUGUUAACAUGCUGGACAUAGCUCCACGUUAUUCAAGUAUUAUAAUGGGCGUUUGUAAUACUGUUGGAACAACUGCUGGGUUUGUCAGUCCAACCAUAGUGGGAUUCAUUACUCAAGAUAAGACUGCUGAAGAGUGGCAAAGAGUCUUCUGGUUAACAUUUGUAAUUUUACUUGGAGGGACUUUCCUAUUUUGCCUGUUGAUGUCCGGAGAACGACAGGACUGGGACCAAACUGUCAAUAAACCAACAGAUGGAGACACCGAAUCUGGAAGUGCUGCUGGCAGCUAAGACAAUCAUAAACCUGAGCCCGUUACGUGCCUUCGUGUACAAUAUAAUUUGUAGAUUUUA
Molecule: messenger RNA, 1662 nt
Organism: Stylophora pistillata
Lineage: Eukaryota; Metazoa; Cnidaria; Anthozoa; Scleractinia; Pocilloporidae
Product: vesicular glutamate transporter 3-like
Biological process (GO): transmembrane transport; monoatomic anion transport
Cellular component (GO): membrane
Molecular function (GO): transmembrane transporter activity
Source: RefSeq, a predicted model, not a curated record